Molecule: messenger RNA, 3359 nt
Organism: Astrephomene gubernaculifera
Lineage: Eukaryota; Viridiplantae; Chlorophyta; Chlorophyceae; Chlamydomonadales; Astrephomenaceae
Source: the annotation of a GenBank genome assembly
GGUAAAGAUACUGUUCCAAUUAAUAGUGAUAUUGUUACUCUGCCGUACCUUGCGGACAUGAACGCGAGAACGUCCUUGGACCCCUUGAAAUUCGCCGCUUAGCUUCAUUUUGUGCGCCUCCAGCGCACAAUGCUUAGCCUUGUGGAGAGUCUUGUGUCCGUAGUGGAGCACUCGCUCGUAUGGGAACCUGCUCAGCCAGUGUCAGCUGCGUUUGCACUCAUCUUACAAGCUGUUGGCGCUGGACACGGGACAUCCCGCAGCUCUGUAGUUGAUGUCCUUGCGGAGUCGGCAGCGGUGGCUAUUAUCCGCCAGUUUGCCUGCUUUCCCCAGGAUGUCGUACCCGAGGUAGUGCUUGAAGAGCUCGUGCAAUGGUCUGCUUGGGGCUCCUUACCAGCAUCCUCAUUUUGUGCAGCCGGCGGCCCUCAGCAGCGCUCACAGUUCAGCUUCCAAAGCCCCAGCGCGGGUAUCGGCGGCAGCGGCGGAAAUGCAGGCGCACAUGGGGACACCCUUCGUGGUGGCAGCGCAGCAGCAGGCGCCGGCGGUAGCUUCCACAGACGGGCUGUGAGCCUGGGCAGCGCCGGAAAUGUCGGCCAUGGGGGCCUUAUGGGCUUCGGCAUGAGUCGCGUGGUUCCGCUAGACGUCAUGGUUGUGUUUGUGGCACUGGUGGGCAGCGGCAGUUUGGAGGAGCGGGCGCAUGCGGCGUUCUGGACCCUGGACAGGGACGGCGCCGGAUACCUCACCUUGGCGCAGCUGCUCCGACUGAGCGGCCUGCUAGCAGCAGUGGCCGCCGCCGGUCGCUUACUGCUGCGCCUGCCGCCCCUGCCGCGGCCCAAACAGCCGGGUCUGCCGCCGCCUCAGCUGCAAAGAUCGGAAGGAACGGAUGGCGGAAUUGCAGGAGGUUCAGCGAGUGGCGCUGUUGGGACAGGUGACAGCGGUGACCCACGGGUCGGCCGGGCCAUGUUGGAUGCGGCACUGGAACGUGCAUUCUGGGAGCACUGCUUGCCGGGAGAUAGCCAGCGAGGGCUGCAGGCGCGGCUGACAGCUGACCGUCUCGCCCUCGUCGUACAAUCAGUCGCAACUCACCUCACCAUGGCUGUCGUACAGCACGCCACCACUGGCACAGCUCUUGCCGUACAUCCGCACGAUGCUCCUGCAUCUGCAACCAGGCAUGGCCCCCAACCACAACCACAACAGCAGCAGCCGCAGCUACGAGGUGACAGCGCUGGUGCUACGAGUGCUGCCGGUGCCGAGGGCGGCAAGGUCGCAGCAGCCAUCGGCAGCCUUCAUAGUCGCCACAGCAGUGGCGGUGCUGGCAGCAACACCGCCGCUACGUCCCAGGUGCUUGCUGGCAGCAACAGCCGCCACCAUGUAUCGCAUGGCCCCACGGCUCACGCACAUGGACAUGGCCACAUUCAAGUGCAUUUGAAACACCACCUCCAUGGCAACACCCACCACCACCUCCAAAACCAUUCCCAACAUCGACACCAGCGCCAGAACAGCGCUAGCGCUGCUAGCGCCGGCCCUGAGGAUUGUUGUGAGCUUCCACGGGCCUUGGGAAACAGCGGAGCCUCUGUUUUCUCCCAACAAGAACAGCAGCAGCAGGAGCAGGCCCGGCAAGAGCAGGCCCAGCCCAACAGCUCCCCCAACAACAACAACGACACGCUGCAGGAGCCCUCACUUAGCUUCGCUAUCGACCUCCCUCCCCUCCCGCAACCUCCAUCUCAUCAGCACCUGCAGCAGCCGGUGGAUGCUUUCCUCGUCCCGGCGGGUGCGAUGACUGGCAGCGCGGGUGGGGGGCCGGUCCCUAGCACAGCAUUUGCUGUCACCACUACCCCGGCCGGCUACCACUACCCCCAUGCAGGUCGUGUUCUGGAAGCCAUUCCGGGUAGCGCCGGCGGUUCCCAAGAGCAGCAGAUGCCGUCAGGAUGGUCGACCAUGGCCGGCCCCUACUCCGUCGCCUCUGCAGUCGCGACGGGUGCCUCCUGGCUGCUCUCCUGGCCUGCAGCCUUGCUGGCAAGCAGACAGCAGCCGCCGGAGCAGGAACAGCAACCACACCUCCACCCCGCAGACGGUACCCAUCAGGGGCAGGAGAAGGACGCCCUUGUGGGUCGCCCCGUGCGGGGCCCCGGCUUGCUAUGGGGUUUGGCAACCUCCGUAGGCGGUGCGCUGCUGGGUUUCGGCACGAGGCAGCCGCCUCAGCAGCCGCUGCUGCCAGGAUUACAAGAGCAGCAGCAGCAGCGGGCGCAUGUGGAGGUGGCGGUGGCGGCCGAUGCAGCAUGCGCCGCCGGUGAAGGAGGAGGGCUCGCUCCUGCUGCUGUUGCUGCUUCGGACAAAGCAAGGGACAGCAACACUGCGACAGCGCACUCGCAGCAAGGGAGCCGGACUGCCAUUGCAGCCGGUUCAGCUGCCGAGGAGAGAGCAGCUGUGUUAGGGUCUAGCAACAGUUAUGCCUUUUUCAACCCGGUUGUUGGUGCUGAGGUUGGAUUCGAGUCAGCAGCGGCACGGGCUGCAGCAGCAGAAGGCGGGGGAGGCGGCGGCAGUGGCGAGGACCAGCCGAAGGAGCAGGUCGGGGGUGCUGCUUCUGCAGCUGCUUCUGCCGAGCGGGUAUCACCUGUGUUUGGGGCAAACAGUGCGCCGGACCUUGCAAGGGGGAGCCCAGCUAGCAUCGUGGCGGGGGGCGUUACGUCGGGAGGUGCAGCAGAAGCAACGGGAGAUGGCUCUUCCAAAGGCGGUGUGGUGACCCAUGGGUCGGCGCAAGGCACCGAGGGAGGCGGGGGGGCCUCCUCCUCGGCGUUUACUCGGAGCAUAACUGGGCUGACGCAGGGGCUGAAGCGGUGGCGCAGGAUGUCGACGGCUGUGAACAUUGCGGGAGGACACGACAGCAGUAACGUAUCCGGGCAGAAUGUACGGCAAGAUGACGGACGUACGACGGGCCGCGGUAACGGUAACGGUUCCAGUGUGUCCGUUGAGCUGUCCCCUGCGCCCGAGGGGCUUAUGGACCGCGGCGGGACCAAUCGGGGCCUCAGCAGUGCCUUCAUGAUUGCCGGCCGGACCACACCCACACUCUACAGCCUCGCAGCCUCCGCCACCGCCGCCUCCGCUGUUGCUGGUGGUAAUGGUGGUGGAUAUGGAGGGGCGGCUACCGGAGGCAGCGGCGGUGACGCCAGCGGCCAGCCGCCACACCAGCAGCAGCAGCAGCCGUCGCUUCUUCAACAAUACAGUUCCAACGUAACCGGUUCCGACGACCAGCAACGGACCCUACAUGCCACCCACAACCACCUCCAUGGCUGGCAAAACCUCGAGGAAGCUGCCGCUAGGGCGGAGGCGGCGGCGAAGGCAGAAGCGGCUGCUGUAGCGUC